Messenger RNA from Pieris napi, 2490 nucleotides. RefSeq names its product serine/threonine-protein phosphatase alpha-2 isoform. Gene Ontology annotation, molecular function: protein serine/threonine phosphatase activity. Bases 156 to 1142 code for a protein of 328 amino acids. NCBI's taxonomy places the organism in Eukaryota, Metazoa, Arthropoda, Insecta, Lepidoptera, Pieridae. The record is from RefSeq and is a predicted model, not a curated record. Gene Ontology annotation, cellular component: cytoplasm; nucleus. The transcript is spliced from 8 exons.
CUUGUUUGUUGAGUGAUGUCUCCGGGUCCGCCAUUAAAUUUCGUAUAGCCGAGGACUGAAAAAGGUUGUGCCUUUUAAAUCGGCGAAAAUCUAAACGAUCUUUAACUUUUAAUUAAUAAUAUUUAGUCAUAUUUCGUGCACAAAAAUUAAAUCCAAUGGCAGACAGAGAUACAGAUGAGUUAAACAUUGAUAAUGUAAUAAAAAAAUUACUAAAAGUCCGAGGCGAAAAGCCUGGGAUGAAUGUACAGUUAACGGAGGUGGAAAUAAAAGGGCUAUGUUUGAAGUCCCGAGAAAUUUUCCUUUCACAGCCGAUAUUACUUGAAUUGGAGGCUCCUCUUAAGAUAUGCGGUGAUAUACAUGGACAAUACUAUGAUCUCUUAAGAUUAUUUGAAUAUGGAGGAUUUCCUCCUGAAUCAAAUUACCUCUUCCUUGGUGAUUAUGUUGACCGUGGAAAGCAGUCUCUUGAGACCAUAUGCCUCCUGCUUGCAUAUAAGAUUAAGUAUCCAGAAAACUUCUUCUUGUUAAGAGGAAAUCACGAGUGUGCCAGUAUCAAUAGGAUUUAUGGGUUUUACGAUGAAUGCAAACGGAGGUACAACAUUAAGCUAUGGAAGACGUUCACAGACUGUUUCAACUGUUUACCUGUUGCGGCGAUAGUUGACGAGAAAAUCUUCUGUUGCCACGGCGGGCUAUCUCCGGACCUACAAGCGAUGGAGCAGAUCCGCAGAAUCAUGCGUCCCACAGAUGUACCCGACCAGGGACUGCUCUGCGACCUGCUUUGGUCUGACCCAGACAAAGACGUCACCGGGUGGGGUGAAAACGACCGUGGUGUCAGCUUUACAUUUGGCACUGAGAUUGUGGGCAAAUUCUUAUCAAAGCACGAGUUCGACCUCAUCUGCCGAGCCCAUCAAGUAGUCGAAGACGGAUACGAGUUCUUCGCGAAACGGCAACUUGUCACUCUCUUCUCGGCGCCAAACUAUUGUGGAGAGUUUGAUAAUGCUGGAGCACUGAUGUCGGUGGACGAGACGUUGAUGUGCUCGUUCCAAAUCCUGAAGCCGGCAGACAAGCGCAAACUCUACUCCGGCCUCAACAUGGGGAGACCCAACACGCCGCCUCGGGCCCAGCCCAAGAACAAGAAGAACUAGCCCCUGACAGAGAGCAUCGGACUCUACCCGCAUGGAUUCCCGUUACACUAAGCUUACUCGCGACUUAAUUAUUGAUAGCGUACGAAAUAUUUUAAACGCUCGUAUACUCGUACUUGUAGCGACAUCUACUGGGAGUAAAAUUCUAAAAUGAAUUACCCCAAAUAAUUUAUAUUAAUGUUAAUUUCGUAGGCUAUCAGUAACAGGUGAAUUUGUAUGGACUUAAAUUUGAUAUAAUUUAUGAUGAACGCGCUCUCUUUUAUGUCCGGUGCGUUUAAACAAUUGCUGGACAAUUGUGUUCAGAGAACUCUGUCUGUGCAUGAAUGUGCUUUGACAGUUUGAAAAUAAUUUUUGAUUAUCUUAAUUGGAUAAUAAUUGUUAAAGCACAUAGAGGAUAACAAGUAUUAAACAUUCCUUACAGGUAAUCUGUGGUUAGAACGUUUAUGGUUGACGAAAACUCUAUGGUUUGAGCUCUAUGCAUAGACAGAGUGGACAUCGGUUUAAAGUACUGAAUGACGUUUUUACAGCAUUCUAAUUUCAAAAAUUAAAUAUUGAAGAAGUGAAGACGUGACAACAUGACUGGAAAUUUCCCGGUUAUUCUAACGGUUUUCUGAUUAAUCGCUUCGACAAAAUCAACAUACCGUCAAUAAUCUGCCUAUGUUGAGGGUAGUGCUUACUAAGUUAUGAUAUUCCAAAGUCAAAAAAUAAGUUCCAAAUUCAAUAUUUUAUUUCUUUAAAUUGUUCGUUUAGUACUUUACAUCGGUGAUACAAUUAGCUGCCAGUGUUGCAUGAUGAAAUUUUAUUUUUUUAUUUUGCGCCGGGAUAUGCCUCGAUGGGGAUUGUGAAUGGUGUAUGUAUGCGAUAGUUUGUAUAUCUGUACGCUUGUGUAUCAAAUAUCUAUAGACACAGAGAAUGAAUAAUGUCAUUUUUUUUUGUUCAAUACAGAAGAAAUUAAAUGGUCAUUUGGAUUAGGAUUCAUUCACAAGUAUAUUCCAAUUUAAUGGCUAGCCGAUACAAUGUAUCUUUUAUAUUCAUUCUCUCUAUCUAUGCAAAUAUCCGUGUAAUUUAAGCGAUCGUGCGAUUUUGACACUGGCAACAAUCAGUAUUUAAAUCGCAUAAAUAAUACUUAAGUGAAAAUGUUGCCGUUUGUAAAUUGGCGGUUUUAGUGUUAGAUUGUAUUGGUAAUUUAAAUUUCAUCUUCUGUAUUUGAAUUUUUUAGUGUUGCCCUCUCCACCGUUUUGAGAUUUUUUUAAACAGACUGAAAGCGUACAUUGAGCGGCUAACAACUUUAAUCGAUUAUUAUGAACAAUAUUGUAUAUUAAUUUCGUAAAUAAAAUAAUUUCUGAAGAGA